GUGUGCGCGCGGGAGAGGGUGUGCGGGUGUGUGGGCGCACACGCCUUCGGGGGGCCGGAGUGACACUGCAGUGGGCUUUUCGCUCGCCGGGGCUUACGGCUGCUCGCCUCCCAGCCUGCCCGCAGCGCUUUGGGAAAGCUUUCCCGAGCCUUUUUCUCUCCAUCCUUUUCAUUCUCCCCUCGCUGGUAUCACUUUUUGCUUUUCCUUCUGGGUUGCGAUCAGCUACCCCUUCCACCCGUGCAGUCACCCAAGCGGUCUCCAGUUCUUUCCUAAGCCACUAUUUUCUCCACCCGUCUUUCUCUGGGGUGCCUCCACGAGCCGAUCCAAGGCCCUUCCCCGGCCCCCAAUCCUUAGAAAUUGUUUUGCUGGACUGCUGUACUGAGGCGUGGAAAGCCCGAGGGCUUUAUUGUUGAUUCUUUUCCUUUAUUCCCCUUCUGGGCAACGGAGCAAUGAAAUUUCCAAUCGAGACGCCAAGAAAACAGGUGAACUGGGACCCUAAAGUGGCCGUGCCUGCAGCAGCACCACCCGUGUGCCAACCCAAGAGCGCCACUAACGGGCACCCUGUGGCUCCCCGUCUCUCCAUCUCCUCCCGAGCCACGGUGGUAGCCAGGAUGGAAGGCGCCUCCCAGGGAGGCCUGCAGACCGUCAUGAAGUGGAAGACAGUGGUCGCCAUCUUUGUGGUCGUAGUGGUCUACCUCGUCACGGGCGGGCUCGUCUUUCGGGCCCUGGAGCAGCCCUUUGAGAGUAGCCAGAAGAACACCAUUGCCUUGGAGAAGGCAGAAUUCCUGCGGGAUCACAUCUGUGUGAGCCCCCAGGAGCUGGAGACGUUGAUUCAGCAUGCCCUUGAUGCUGACAACGCGGGAGUCAGCCCAAUUGGAAACUCGUCCAACAACAGCAGCCACUGGGAUCUGGGAAGUGCGUUUUUCUUUGCUGGAACUGUCAUCACCACCAUAGGGUAUGGGAAUAUUGCUCCAAGCACUGAAGGAGGCAAAAUAUUUUGUAUUUUAUAUGCCAUCUUUGGGAUUCCACUCUUUGGUUUCUUAUUGGCUGGAAUUGGAGAUCAACUUGGAACCAUCUUUGGGAAAAGCAUUGCAAGAGUGGAGAAGGUCUUUCGAAAGAAGCAAGUCAGUCAGACCAAGAUCCGGGUCAUCUCAACCAUCUUGUUCAUCUUGGCCGGCUGCAUAGUGUUUGUGACGAUUCCUGCCGUCAUCUUUAAGUACAUCGAGGGAUGGACAGCUUUGGAGUCCAUUUACUUUGUAGUGGUCACUCUGACUACGGUGGGAUUUGGCGAUUUUGUGGCAGGGGGAAAUGCUGGCAUCAAUUACCGGGAGUGGUAUAAGCCCCUAGUGUGGUUUUGGAUCCUUGUCGGCCUCGCCUACUUUGCAGCUGUGCUCAGUAUGAUCGGAGAUUGGCUACGGGUUCUAUCCAAAAAGACGAAAGAAGAGGUUGGAGAGAUUAAGGCGCAUGCAGCCGAAUGGAAGGCCAAUGUGACGGCCGAGUUCCGUGAGACGCGGCGGCGGCUCAGUGUGGAGAUCCAUGACAAGUUACAGCGGGCGGCCACCAUUCGCAGCAUGGAGCGCCGGCGACUGGGCCUGGACCAGAGGGCCCACUCGCUGGACAUGCUGUCCCCGGAGAAACGUUCCGUCUUUGCUGCCUUGGAUACUGGCCGCUUCAAGGCCUCGUCCCAGGAGAGCAUCAACAACCGGCCCAACAACCUGCGCCUUAAGGGGUCAGAGCAGCUCAACAAGCAUGGGCAGGGCGCAUCGGAAGACAACAUCAUCAACAAGUUUGGGUCCACCUCCAGACUCACCAAGAGGAAAAACAAGGACCUCAAGAAGACCUUGCCCGAGGAUGUCCAGAAAAUCUACAAAUCCUUCCGCAACUACUCACUGGAUGAGGAAAAGAAGGAGGAAGAGUCGGAGAAGAUGUGCAACUCCGACAAUUCCAGCACCGCCAUGCUGACGGACUGUGCCCAGCAGCAGGACGAGAUAGAGAAUGGGCUGGUACCCACGGACACCAAAGACAGGGAACUCGAGAACAACUCAUUACUUGAAGGCAAAAACUAACACGUGAAGGACAGUGGACUCGGGACUCAGCGUUAUUGUUUUGUUUUGUUUUUCUUUUUUUGUUUUUAUAUUCACACUGAGACACGUGCCUUAAACAGACUUCUUGUUAGUCCAAACCUACAUAGCAUUGGAGAAUAUAUUUCACUGUGCCAUAAACGACCGAAAGCUUGCUCUGCCAAAAUGAAUUAAAGAAUAAGAGCAUCCCACUGCAAACAGCAGCAGCAAGAUACCACAGGGAGUGUGUGCACAUGUGGCAGGUCAUGGCCAUGGGUGUGGAGGGAGUUUCCGGAGUGAUGCUGGGUCCCUGUGCAGCAACGCUCUGGUGUGGCAUGCCAACGAGGGCAGCUAUUCCUCAGACCAGCCUCCUGGAGGAACCAGCUGUGUCUUUCAAGUGGAGUUUUUAUUUCCUGAACCUACCGUUAGUGAUCUGUGUAUGCACAAGAGGGGGACCUGCCUGGGCGUGAACUGGUGACUGGGGCAAGAGGCAACAUUUUGGCAUGUAUGUGCUCUGAGUUUGGUUUUUGACACGGACCAUUCGAUGCAUAAUACCUGGUCUUUCUAAGCUCCGCGGGAAUGUCCUUAGGACCCGAGAGCAUCUGAAAUUUGCUGGAAGCUGAUGUGAGCACACAUAUUACAAGGUGCAAUUGCUUUUCUCAAGGAAAAAAGAAGAACAUCACAAACACAUCACACUGUGGAUAUUACCUUGACCAAUGGCAGACGCCUACUGAGUUUUUUCUUCUCACGAGGUUAGGUAGUCCAGAUGAACACGCAAAGCACUGGAGAAAACUCAACCCCAACCGCUGCAUGGUUAAAGGCAAAUUAUGCAUUUUCCUCAGUGGGUGAAAUGGUAAAAAUAAACUGAUUUUGAAAUGUUCCUGCUCACUUUUCUAUUGUCACUCCAGUUAUACCUUGUUUUAUUCAGAGGGGGGAAAAUGACCAAAA
This is a messenger RNA of Ochotona curzoniae (black-lipped pika), 3008 nucleotides long. RefSeq names its product potassium two pore domain channel subfamily K member 10 (gene KCNK10). Gene Ontology annotation, molecular function: potassium ion leak channel activity. Gene Ontology annotation, cellular component: membrane. The transcript has 7 exons. Bases 450 to 2066 code for a protein of 538 amino acids. The record is from RefSeq and is a predicted model, not a curated record. NCBI's taxonomy places the organism in Eukaryota, Metazoa, Chordata, Mammalia, Lagomorpha, Ochotonidae. Gene Ontology annotation, biological process: potassium ion transmembrane transport; stabilization of membrane potential.